AAGGAGAGCCGGGGAUCGCAGCCGGCGGCGGGCGGGCGGCGCGGAGCCCGGGACUUCUUCGGGGAGCUGCGAGCCGAGCUGGGCGCCGCCGUACCGCCACCCGCUGCUGCCCCGCCGGCCGUGGAGAUCGUUGUGUUCCGGGGGAGGAAGAGGAAAGAGCGGCCCAGCCCCUCAGCAGCGCCCGUAGCCGGCGGCCAGACUAAAAUAGUGGACAAAGAGAAAAAUGAAAAGGAGCAAGAGUUUAACUUUGAAAAAGCUCGUUUGGAAGUGCACAAGUUUGGAAUCACUGGCUACAAGAAGCAAGAACAACGCAUGUGGGAACAAGAGCGUGCCAUCAUGCUGGGAGCCAAGCCCCCCAAAAAGGAGCAUGUGAACUACAAGACUUACCAAGAGAAAAUGAAAGAGGAAAAAGCAGCAAAGGAUGAUGAUAACGGAGAGGAACAUAAAGGUGAUUCUCUUAAGAAGAAGAAAGAAAAGAAGGAGAGAAAGGGUAAAAGGAAGAAACCGAUGCCUAGUAUCUGGCCUGCAGGUCAAGUUGGAAAAUUCAGAGAUGGGACCUUGAUUCUGCAAAGCUAUGACAUAAAGAAGAUUAAAUCAUCUAAAGUUAUCAAAUGA
Mesitornis unicolor (brown roatelo) is the source of this 615-nucleotide messenger RNA. RefSeq names its product chromosome unknown open reading frame, human C1orf131 (gene FSAF1). Lineage: Eukaryota; Metazoa; Chordata; Aves; Mesitornithiformes; Mesitornithidae. The transcript is spliced from 6 exons. The record is from RefSeq and is a predicted model, not a curated record. The annotation marks the transcript as partial.